Messenger RNA from Anopheles stephensi (Asian malaria mosquito), 1113 nucleotides. RefSeq lists its product as uncharacterized. Bases 1 to 1113 code for a protein of 370 amino acids. The transcript has 3 exons. NCBI's taxonomy places the organism in Eukaryota, Metazoa, Arthropoda, Insecta, Diptera, Culicidae. The record is from RefSeq and is a predicted model, not a curated record.
AUGGACUUUUUGAUCGUAGACAAGGUGAUCGCUGAUUUGCCGGCGCAUGAUGAUGAUACAUCACCGGAUCUGCCUUCCAUGAUGAACAGCGUGUUCGAUUACGUCAUGGUUGGUUCCUGUCGUCCUACACCCCCUGAUCCGCUAACCGAUUGUACCGCUUUUUCCAACGCUGUAUGCAUGGUGUCCCUUGAAGAAUCGCUCGAACGCUUCUGGAAGCUGGAAGAGGUUAACGUUGCCAACUCUUACUCACCCGACGAGCAGCGAUUGCAAGAUGACCUACUUGAUGUAAUUCUGCGUUUCCGUUCGUACCCGGUUGCUCUUGUUGGUGAUAUAGCGAAAAUGUAUCGGCAGGUCUUGCUUCAUCCCGAGGAUCGCCGCUUCGUACGCAUCCUGUUUCGUUUUUCGCCUCAAACACCAGUCCACACUAACGAACUCAAUACGGUCACGUACGGUCUCACGCCAUCCUCGUUCCUAGCUACACGCACUUUGCUUCAACUAGCGGAAGAUGAAGGUUCCGACUAUUCGCCUGCUUGCUCUGCCCUCAAACGAAACUUUUACGUCGACGAUUUCAUUGGUGGAGCGCUCCUUCUUCGUAAAGAAGAUGCGCUCCUUCCUCGUAAAGAGCUAGCUGGUGUACUUGCCAAGGGUGGGUUCGAACUGCGCAAAUGGACCUCGAAUCGGCUCGAUGUGCUGUCUGGUUUUCGUGCUGAUCAAAUCGGUACGCAGUCCUUGUACCAGUUUGUUCCCAACGAGACAGUGAAGGCGCUUGGCAUCUCCUGGAAACCUGAAUCUGAUGAAUUGUGCUUCGAACCCAACGUUUGUGACGAACCAACCACACUUACCCGUCGAUCCAUUUUGUCAUGCAUUGGCAAAAUGUAUGACCCACUCGGAUUAAUCGCCCCGAUUAUCAUCCGCGCAAAGAUGCUGAUGCAAGAGCUGUGGCUACUGAGAUCCGGCUGGGACGAUCCCGUCCCCGAUGUCAUCUGCAACAAGUGGAAGGCGAUUCAGCCCGAUUGGAACUCUCUUCGAGAAUGUAAAAUUUAUCGUUAUGUUCUCUUACCCUAUUCUAAAGUAGAGCUCCACACCUUCACCGAUGCCUCCGAGACAGCCUAA